Musca domestica (house fly) is the source of this 889-nucleotide messenger RNA. Its product is annotated as glutathione S-transferase 4-like. Gene Ontology annotation, molecular function: glutathione transferase activity. Gene Ontology annotation, biological process: glutathione metabolic process. The transcript is spliced from 2 exons. Lineage: Eukaryota; Metazoa; Arthropoda; Insecta; Diptera; Muscidae. The record is from RefSeq and is a predicted model, not a curated record. Bases 162 to 794 code for a protein of 210 amino acids.
UCUUACUAAUAACAAAAACCAACAAUAAAUUAAUUUAAACAUUUAGUUGUCAAAAAAACUAUUUUAACCAUGUAUUCGAUCCCACAGGCAAUCAGUCGCCAAGCAUAUUUCUAGCAGAGCAGACCGGCACAUUUCCCCGAAAUAUCUCAAAACAAACAACCAUGGAUUUCUAUUAUCUACCCCUUUCGGCUCCCUGCCGCUCAGUCUUGAUGACAGCCAAAGCUCUUGGCAUUGAAUUGAACAAGAAAUUACUUAACCUCUUCGAGGGUGAACAUUUGAAACCCGAAUUUUUGAAGAUCAAUCCUCAACACACCAUUCCCACUCUGGUGGACAAUGGCUUCGCCCUGUGGGAAUCUCGUGCCAUUAUGGUAUACUUGGUGGAGAAGUAUGGCAAGCAGGAUGAUCCCUUGUAUCCCAGUUGCCCCAAAAAACGUGCUCUCAUCAAUCAACGUCUCUACUUCGAUAUGGGUACCUUGUAUCAAGGUUUUGCCAAUUAUUUCUAUCCCCAAUUCAAGGAGAAGAAACCCGCCGAUCCAGAGUUGUUCAAGAAAUUUGAGGUUACUUUGGAUUUCUUGAACACAUUCCUGUCUGAAUCGAAAUAUGCUGCCGGCGAUUCUUUGACCUUGGCCGAUUUGGCUCUCUUGGCCUCGGUUAGUACCUUUGAAGCUGUCAACAUUGAUGUUAGCAAAUAUGAACAUAUUGCCAGAUGGUAUGCCUUGGUCAAGGAAACCGCACCGGGUGCUGAUGAAAACUGGGCUGGUGCCUUGGAAAUGAAGACUUUGAUUCCCAAGUAAAUUUUGUGUAUUUUUUUUUCUUUUUUGUGAAAAUAUGUGCGAAUAUUUUUUUAAAUUAUUUUUUUGGAAAAUAAAUUAUUUUUAGUUGAAAUUUA